Molecule: messenger RNA, 3524 nt
Organism: Anolis carolinensis (green anole)
Lineage: Eukaryota; Metazoa; Chordata; Lepidosauria; Squamata; Anolidae
Gene: snap23
Product: synaptosome associated protein 23
Exons: 8
Coding region: 329-958 (209 amino acids)
Biological process (GO): synaptic vesicle priming; exocytosis; synaptic vesicle fusion to presynaptic active zone membrane
Cellular component (GO): plasma membrane; SNARE complex
Molecular function (GO): syntaxin binding; SNAP receptor activity
Source: RefSeq, a predicted model, not a curated record
CCUAUAACAGCUCUGCGCAACUCCUGGCAAAGCGACCAAUGCGCAGAGAAACUGAAAGCGAAGGAGGCGGGGAGGCGAGGGCUUGGCGGCCGAGGAGGAACCAGAGGAAGGACGAGGAGGAGGAAGAAGAAGGAGGUCCGGGUGGGGCUUGGCUGGGUUGAGCCGAGGGAAAGGCGGGCGAGGGGGCUUUCCGGAGACAAGGCUUCCCUAAUCGACGAGGAGAAGGAAGACCUGAGGCGAGAGGCUGGAGAGAGGGGGAGUGAGGAAGAGAGGGCAAAGCCUCCCCGUGAAGAAAUACAAGUAUUUGUGAAUACUCAAGACAUAUAUCAUGGCUGAGUUGUCACCUGAAGAUAUUCAACUGAGAGCCCAUCAAGUUACAGAUGAGUCUUUGGAAAGCACAAGGAGGAUUCUUGGCUUGGCUGUUGAGUCCCAAGAUGCUGGAAUCAAAACGAUCUCCAUGUUAGAUGAACAAGGAGAACAGCUGAACCGUAUAGAAGAAGGAAUGGACCAGAUAAACAAAGACAUGAGAGAAGCUGAGAAGAAUUUAAAAGAACUCAAUAAGUGUUGUGGUCUCUGUGUCUGUCCUUGCAAUAGAACGAAGAAUUUUGAGUCUAGUAAAUCAUAUAGAACAACAUGGGGUGAUGGAAUGGAGAACUCCGGGGAUCAUGUAGUGUCUAAACAACCGGGGCGGACAAUAGAUUAUCAGCAACAAGGCAGAGGAGGAAAUUCUGGGGGAUACAUUACACGGAUAACAAAUGAUGCCAGAGAAGAUGAAAUGGAUGAAAAUCUAACCCAAGUAGGAAACAUCUUGGGGAACCUGAAAAAUAUGGCCUUGGAUAUGGGUAAUGAGAUUGAUUCACAAAACAAGCAGAUAGAUCGGAUAAAUGAGAAGGCUGAAACCAACAAGGAUCGGAUUAUAAUAGCCAAUGAAAAAGCCCAAAAACUUAUUGCUAACUAAUAGUCAGCUGUCAGUUCUUGAUCCUGCUUCAACAUCAGUUUAAGUCUAUACAACUCAAUAUCCAAAGAAGGAAGAUAACAGAAUCCAGAAAAUGAAACAAAGCAAAUCAUAAGGCUUCUUUGUUGUCUGAAAGCAGAUUCAGUAUGAAAUCCAGGAAAGCAGCACAGCAGAAACACAGAUUAUAAAAACCCCUUUUCAUAUCCUCAGGGCUUCAUUUUCUGACUUUGAAUCUUUCUUUGUUGUCUCCUUUCCCAUUAUCCUUUAUCCCCAUUUUUCUAGUUCAGUGGCAAAGAAUGACACAAUUGUACAAAAGCAAAACAGGAUGAAUUCACAGGAUUUAAUUACCUCACUUAAUAUUGCAUGUCAUCACAAACAAAGUAGAUGAAUGAUGUAUACAUAAUGUCUCUUUACAUUAUGUUGUUCCUUUUUGUACAGAGUGCUUGAUCUCAUUAUGAAAUCUUCCAUAAAAGUAAUGAAUGGUGCACAUCUAUUCUGGUAAAUGGCUUAGUGGUUGCUGCUUUUGAUUACCCAUGAUCAUUGGCAUGCAGUAUAUAAAUUGGAAAUGAUAUUCUUUCUAAGCCAUAGCAGUUCUUGUUUGAGUUCAGAAAAGAUAAGUAAUCUGUGCUGUAUUUUUAAGUAAACAUACAUAAAACGUGAUUCUCACAAAACCUUUAAACUUGUUUUUCUUCACUUAAAUCCAAUCAUUGGGAUGUUUGAUACAAAUCUUAUAUAAUUUACUAUUUGUAGCAUACAAGCUGGAAGAAGUGGCAACCUAUGCAGCAGUUGGAUUCCUAUCCCUCUCUGUUUUCUAUUAUGUGCACUUGGUAUGCUGGAUGCCAGCACAGCACCUCUAUAUAUAAGGCCUUGUUGAAUUUUUUAAUGAUUUCUUAGAAAUACUAUUACAUUUUUCUUUCUUUAAAAAAAUCUGUGUAUCUAGUGGGCACAGAUUCAUGCUCCCACUGAAAAGAGAACUUGUGUUCAAUAUUAUUUAUUUAAAAAUUGUUUUACUAAAAUUGCAAAGAAGUCUGAUGGUAGGCUAAAGCAAGACAAUUUUUCCAAUUGUAUCUCUUAAAAGAAGUGCAUUCUACCUUUCAGAUCAAUCAGUUUGUAUUUGGUCAAAUAGCAAGAAUGUACAUCCUGAGAAGAGAAAUAGAACACUUCUAGUGUUCUAGAAGGAAGAAGGGCACAAUUUAAUUCCUUGUUUCACUUGGCAGGACUAAUUUAAAAGAAAUUGCAUUGGGAACCCAACUAAAUAUGUGAACACAUACUGAUUUUUCAAACAUGGUUUUCUUCAAUCUUUACUCUUAUUUAGAGUUUAUACUGAAAUAAUACAGAAGAGUUAAAUCAGUAACAAAUCAGCUUUGCUUCUGUUUCUGUCAUUGUAAAACUGAAUCUGUAUUUGUAGUAUUUCACAAAUUUGGAAAUUCUGGCAUAGCUAAAGUUCAGGCUUACACUAUGAAUUGUGAACUAACUCAGAAUUAGGUAUGUUUUACUAUCACUAGUAAACCACCAACUUUUGUAAUGCUGGGCAUAGAGCUAAGCCAUGGAAACUAGCCUACAGGACUGCUAAGCAAUCUGCAUUUAGUUUGAUGGGUUACAAGUUCUAUAGGUCUGCUGUAGUAAUUUAUUUGGCCUAAAAGUAUUUCUCUGCAGGAUUAAGGUGCUUCAUUUAACUUCUUACUCACGUGUCUUGUAGUACUAGUUUAGUUAAAUAUGUUACAUUUCCAGGCUUUUCCAAGAAAACCAUAGUUAUCUCCUGAUUAAGAAUUAGGCAACAUGGAAAUCUUUUUUAUAAGGAUAUUGUGCUGUUAGUGUGUUUAAGUUAAUUUUUAUAAUAUGUAAGAAUUUAUGGUAGUUUGAGGACUGGGAAUACUUUCAAGAAUUGCAGAGUUAAUGAGAUUCAUGUUGCAAUCACAAUUAAGUAGUAGUACUUUGUGGACUAAUGGCAGCUGCUGUAUCAGCCUUUAAGUCCUGCCAAAGGAGGAGCUCAAAACAAACUGGUUCAUUAUACUGUCACUUUUCUUAAAUUACAAGAGGAUACCUCAUUUUCUUGCCUCUCUACAAAUCAUUUCCAACUGAGCCAUAUUUUGUAUUGCAAUAAGAUAAAGCUCAGUCUUGUAUGUAAUCUCUUGUCAAUAAUAGCAAGAUAGUAGUUCUAAUUGGAUAUAUAUGCUGUCUUAAUAGUGAAACAAAUAACCCUCAAAUUAGGAAAUUCUAAUUUUUUCCAGAAAUGGCAGAACACACCAACUGUAAGCAUAACAAUGAAUUCUAUCUUGUAACAUAUGUUGUUCUUAAUUAUUUUAUUGGCUGUGAGGUUUACCAAGCUAUACUUUCUCUCACACACUGCUCACUCGCUUUUAUAAAGUAAUUAUAUACAAAUUCCAUAGUGUGGGCAAUUCUUGUGUUAUAUUUGAAGAUUUGUACUAAGGAAUUUGUAACACCUUACUGUCUUAGAGCAUACCUGUUGGAAUCCACUUGCUUUCUGUGUUACCUAUUUGGAGCUGUAAAUGAACACCUCUGGUUUCUGUCAUAUCACCUGGACUGAAUAAAAUUAACUUAUAAAUGG